Helianthus annuus (common sunflower) is the source of this 1100-nucleotide messenger RNA. Its product is annotated as protein LIKE COV 2. The record is from RefSeq and is a predicted model, not a curated record. Lineage: Eukaryota; Viridiplantae; Streptophyta; Magnoliopsida; Asterales; Asteraceae. Gene Ontology annotation, cellular component: Golgi apparatus. The transcript is spliced from 7 exons. Bases 165 to 941 code for a protein of 258 amino acids.
UUCCAAAACCUCUAAACUUCCACUCUACUCAAAGACAACCUGCAAGAUAGAUUCACUCAUUUUCACUUCCAACUGUUUCUUCCCAAAAUCAAAACCCUCCGUUUAUCUCUCCGGUCAACUCUCUCUUUCUCUCUCUCUCCCCAAUCUGCAUCUAAAUCACACAAAUGGCUGAAGGAUCAAAGGAAUCAACUUCAAACACUGUUAGUCAACAUGAUAUUAUUGUUGAAGAUGCCGAAGAUACCCUCAAAUCUGCCCCAAAUUCCCCCAAUUCUUCCACUCGAAAGGCUUGUUAUGCUGUUCUUCAGAGUUGGGUUUCAAAGAAAUUCAUGACCGGAUGUGUUGUACUGUUUCCCGUGGCUGUUACAUUCUUUGUGACAUGGUGGAUUGUACAGUUUUUUGAUGGUUUCUUUAGUCCUAUCUAUGAAAGACUUGGCGUCGAAAUAUUUGGUCUUGGAUUCCUUACAUCAUUAAUCUUUAUAUUUUUCGUGGGCAUAUUUGCUUCGUCAUGGAUGGGUGCUACUGUUUUCUGGGUGGGAGAGUGGUUCAUAGAAAGGAUGCCUUUUGUAAAACAUAUUUACUCGGCAUCCAAACAAAUCAGUGCGGCUAUAUCUCCAGACCAGAACACUACUGCGUUUAAGGAGGUUGCCAUCAUCCGUCAUCCUCGUCUGGGAGAGUAUGCUAUCGGUUUCAUUACAUCAUCAGUUGUUCUCAUGAGGGAAAAUGGAGAUGAAGAGUUAUGCAGUGUUUAUGUCCCUACAAACCAUCUCUACAUAGGUGAUGUGUUUCUGGUCAACUCUGAAGAGAUUAUACGACCGAAUUUGUCGAUUCGAGAAGGCAUUGAGAUUAUUGUUUCGGUUGGUAUGUCUAUGCCGCAGUCGAUAUCUCCUAUAGAGAGGGUCCCACGUGCAAACGAUAGGGUUCCGCUAAAUAGAAUGAUGUAGAAGAAGCUGUGUGUUUUCUAUGAAUCAGGUUAAAGGUUAUAUUCUUGUACUCAUGCAUUGUUUUUGCUUUGUAAAGUGAGAAAUCCAAAGCUUAUAUUAUUUGCUUAUGUUACAUCUCUACAAGUCUCUAAUUCUUAUUACCAGAGGCUUUUUUUUUCU